GUCCGCCUCGCUGUGCCUGUGUUGUACUACUGCUACUGCUAGGUAGCCAACUCAUUUCCUCCCCCAACCCAAAUGGGCGACUCCACCGCCACCAACCCCUCCUCGCCGACCGCAGCCAUGGAUCCCGACUCCGAGGUCGUCUUCGACUUCCAGCCCUACCUCUGCCAGUACAAGAGCGGCCGCAUUCACCGGCCCGGCGGCGCCCCCACCGUCCCCGCCGGCACGGACCCGGCCACCGGCGUCGUCUCCAAGGACAUCCGCUCCGGCCCCGCCUCCGCGCGCGUCUACCUCCCUCCCGGCGCCACCGGCAAGAUCCCGGUGAUCGUCUACUUCCACGGCGGCGGCUUCGUGGUCGGCUCGCCGGCGCGGCCGGGCACGCACGGCUACCUCAACGACCUCGUCGCCCGCUCGGGCGCCAUCGGCGUGUCCGUCUACUACCGCCUCGCGCCGGAGCACAAGCUGCCCGCCGCGUACGACGACGCGUGGGCGGCGCUGCGGUGGGCGGUGACGCUCGGCGGCGAGGACCCGUGGCUGCUGGAGCACGCCGACCUGUCCCGCGUGUUCCUGGCGGGCUGCAGCGCCGGCGCCAACAUCGCGCACGACACGGCCGUGCGAGCCUCCGCCGCCGGCGUGGCCAUCCGCGGGCUCGCCCUAGUGCACCCGUACUUCACUGGCAGGGAGGCCGUGGGCGGCGAGACGGCGGCGUUCGGCCCCGAGAUCCGGCCGUCCAUGGACCGGACUUGGCGGUUCGUGGUCUCGGACACGGUGGGGCUGGACGACCCGCGCGUGAACCCGUUCGUGGACGACGCGGCGCGCAAGGCCUCCGCCGGGAUCCCGUGCCAGCGCGUGCUGGUGUGUGUGGCCGAGAACGACUUCCUGCUCAAGGAGCGCGCGCUGUGGUACCACCGGGAGAUCAAGGCCAGUGGCUACGCCGGCGAGGUCGAGCUGUUCGAGUCUAAGGGCGUCGGCCACGCGUUCCACUUCGACAUGCUGGACUCGGAGCAGGGCGUCGCACUACAGGAGCGGAUCGUGGCUUUCAUAAAUAAAUGAAAACCGAGACGAUAAAUAAGAGUUUUCUUUUUUUUGUCCACUAUCGAUUCACGGAGUAAAUCGAUUGUUUGGUUUGGUCCAUUUUAUCCGCUGUCGGUCCACGGAGUAAUUCGUUGUCUCGUUUUUUGUUAGAACAAUUUGUAUCGAUUCACAGAGCUAUCAGUGCGGUGAUUGAUCACCAGCGGUAUGUAACUCCAUUCCUG
Molecule: messenger RNA, 1253 nt
Organism: Zea mays
Lineage: Eukaryota; Viridiplantae; Streptophyta; Magnoliopsida; Poales; Poaceae
Product: gibberellin receptor GID1L2
Exons: 1
Coding region: 73-1050 (325 amino acids)
Molecular function (GO): hydrolase activity
Source: RefSeq, marked validated